Molecule: messenger RNA, 1414 nt
Organism: Cylas formicarius (sweet potato weevil)
Lineage: Eukaryota; Metazoa; Arthropoda; Insecta; Coleoptera; Brentidae
Product: brachyurin-like
Exons: 3
Coding region: 519-1298 (259 amino acids)
Biological process (GO): proteolysis
Molecular function (GO): serine-type endopeptidase activity
Source: RefSeq, a predicted model, not a curated record
GGGCACCUGUUGGAGAGGGGAGAGGAGAAUCGCCAUCCCAGUAGGGACUUCUCUUGGAUAAUUUCAGACCUAUAACGGACAUAAUUUCACGUCAUCGUUUAUGAUCUUCGAAUAUACACCCGCAAGUAAAAUCGCUCUCCAUUGAUAUUUCGUCUGUCACUGAAGGUCUUGUGAUCAUUCAUUGACUGCGAUAAGAUUAAAUAUCACGAGGGCCAGCAGCGCACUUGUCGAUGUUGAGUUAUCAAACAUGGCGUGGUGGGAACUAAAUACUUCAUAAUUCUCGGCCUAGGACAUUUACAUCACACUAGGUAGAAUAUCUAUCAUAACCUAGGUUGUAGUUUGAACUACCCCUCUAGUUCAAAUUAAGCAUGCCGUAGAUAAGUGCAGCCAUGUUUUUAACGAUUCAAAUUUAUACAAUGGCUAAAUACGGCACUGAGCUGGCUAAAGCUUCCAGCAAAAUCUUGAUAGGACCAACCGCGUCUAUAUAAACCAGACCACUUUCAAAUUUUGAAAGUGCGAUGAUGAAGCUCGUGAUUGUCGUAGUGCUGUGCGCCGCUGUAAUGGGGGUUCGUGCACGCUCAAUGCUGCCUGAUGACUCGAGGAUCAUCCACGGCAAUGAGGUCACUCCACACUCUAUACCAUAUCAAGCCAUCGCAACCUUGGAUGCGGGAUACGUGUGUGGUGGUAUUGUGAUCUCCGAUACUUGGGUGCUCACCGCCGGUCACUGCGUCUAUGGGAGUCAAACUGCUAAGGUGAUUCUGGGCGCCCAUAAUAUCUCCCAGGAGGAGACUGAUACCCGACAAACGAUCCAAUCUGACGAGUUAAUUGUCCACGAAAACUUUUCCUCCAGCAAUGUCGCCAAUGAUAUCGGACUAAUCAAACUGUCCGCGCCUGCAGUGUUGAACGACUACGUUCAACCAGCAGUGUUACCGUCGCACAGCGAUCCUAGCUUGGUCGGCCUGAAAGCGACAGUGAGCGGUUGGGGUUACUUCGGUUACUUGAACCAGAGCAUCCCCUACGUCCUGAACGCAGUCACCAUAGAUAUAAUCGACGGCGCCGCCUGUAGGUCGGCGUACAGCAUCUACAAUGCUGAGACUACCAUAUGCUCCAAGGGUGAAACGGAUGAGGGCCAAUGUUCCGGAGAUUCGGGUGGACCUUUGGCGGCCAACGGCAAGGUGGUGGGGAUAGUUUCUUACGGUCCUCCGUUCUGCUUGAACGAAGAGAAGCCCACGGCGCAGACCAGGAUCUCGUACUACCUGGACUGGAUUUCCGACAAAACGGGAAUUGUUUUUGAUUGAAGUGAAAUGUUUUUAUUACACCUCUAUAAGGUUUCAAAUUUAGUACUUCCAUUGUCUUUGGAGCUUCACCUAGUUCAUCUAGAUCAAAUACUUGAGUUAAAUAUGGAUUAAAUAUA